Eruca vesicaria subsp. sativa (arugula) is the source of this 1962-nucleotide messenger RNA. The record is from the annotation of a GenBank genome assembly. Lineage: Eukaryota; Viridiplantae; Streptophyta; Magnoliopsida; Brassicales; Brassicaceae.
CUCUUCUUCUUCUUUCUCAUUUGGGGUUUCUGAUUAUACAGACGUUAGCAGAAUAUAUGGCGGUAGUAGCAUCACGGUCGCUGGGAACGGAGAUGAAUUGGGGCACGAUAUGCUGCUCAGCCUUCUCCUGUCUCCAGCUCUACUGGGCACGUAUUGUCAUUCGCAAAUGGUUCAACGUUUCUUCCCUUGAUUCCGAUUAUAGCGCAGAUACUGACGACACUCUUUCCUGCAGCCAAGAUUUUGACCCCUGUAGCUCUGGAGUCACGAAAGAUGAUGAUACAGAUGAUUGUCCUAAGCUUAGAAGAUACAAUUCAGAAACUUCCAGGGUUCAGUAUAUUGACACACAAGCAGUCAGCCAGAAUCUGUGCUGGGACAUGGAAUGUUGGAGGCAGAGUCCCACCGGCCGACUUGGAUAUCGAUGGUUGGCUUGACACUCUUGAGCCUUCUGACAUUUAUGUUCUUGGUCUUCAGGAAAUAGUUCCCUUGAAUGCUGGAAACAUUUUUGGUAUUGAGAAUGACCAGCCUGCUUCUGUAUGGGAGAACAUCAUACGUGAUGCUUUAAACCGAGUUCGACCUAGAAAGCAGAAGAUUUUAAGUCACAGUGAUCCUCUCUCUCCGUCAAUGUUUAAGCCAUACAAAGACGUCUCUCACGACAUGUUUGUUGAAACAAGACAUGGUCCGUGUGAUACAUUUUUCUCUGGUGAAAGACCAAUCAUAAGUGAAGAUUCAGUUACCAAUAUAGAAGUUUUGGAUUCAACCAAUAGCAAUGCAUCACCAAGUACGCCAGACCGCUGUCUCUCCAUGCAACUGAAUAGUGAUUCCCAAAGAGAAGGAAGGCUUAGUUACACUGAAAGAGUUAGUCUGAGCUGGCCAGAGCCUCCAUCAAAGCUGCUCAAUCAAAACGUUUUGGAAAGACUUGGUGACUGCAAGUCGCUGAACCUGGGUAUCAUGAAUCUUAGAAAACCAGCCUAUGUAAGGAUCGUGAGCAAACAGAUGGUUGGAGUCUUCAUCACCAUCUGGGUUCGGAGGAGCUUGCGCAAGCACAUAAGCAACCUUAGUGUGUCCACUGUUGGUGUUGGUAUUAUGGGAUACAUUGGUAACAAGGGAUCUGUAUCUGUGAGCAUGUCAAUCUAUCAAACACCGUUUUGUUUCCUGUGCUCACAUCUGUCGUCAGGAGAAAAAGAUACAGAUCACCAGAAAAGAAACGAUGAUGUACGUGAAAUUCACAGAAGAACGCUGUUUAAUCCGCAUUCUUCAAAUGCCAAUGUGCUUCCAAGAAGCAUCCGUGAUCACGAAAGAGUAAUCUGGCUGGGAGAUCUGAACUAUCGGAUUAACUUGUCUUAUGAGAAGACACACGAGCUUAUUGCAAGAAAGGAAUGGCAGAGGUUACUUGAAAAUGACCAGCUUUCAAACGAAAUGAGAAAAGGCAAUGUCUUCGAGGGAUGGUCAGAGGGGGAUUUAUGUUUUCCACCGACAUACAAAUACGAACUUGAUUCAGAAAACUACAUCGGAGAUGACUCGGAAUCAGGAAAACGUAGACCGGCCUGGUGUGACCGCGUCAUUUGGAAAGGGAAGGGAAUGAAGCUUCUUAGUUACAGAAGGAAUGAGAUUAAGCUAUCGGAUCACCGGCCUGUCACAGCCACCUUAUUGGCCGAGGUUGAGGUUUUAUCUCCAUGGAAACUUCAGCGUGCGCUUGCACUCACUUAUGCCGAGAUCCAAAGCCAUUAAGCUUUUGUUCGGGUGAAGUUGUGUGUGCUUGGAGAAGUAAGCAAGAUCUCUCAGUGGUUGUUGAAGGUAUAAAUUUAUUUUUUCCCUGAUUUUUCUCUAGAAGACUUAAGUGUAAGUCUUCUCUGUGUAGUAAAAAAAUAGGUUAGUUUUGCAAUUGACUUUUUGCGUGUUUUUUAGAGAAACCUAUUGUGGAAAUUUUUGAAUUUUUUUUGUUGACAAAAAAAAGUUGAUAAG